Chara braunii is the source of this 2805-nucleotide messenger RNA. NCBI's taxonomy places the organism in Eukaryota, Viridiplantae, Streptophyta, Charophyceae, Charales, Characeae. The record is from the annotation of a GenBank genome assembly.
CCGACUGUUCAUUUUUUAGGAGAAAGAUCCCGGAAGGAAGUGUUCGAAAGUACAAGCCGGUAGGGAAGAAAACAAAACCAAUCUCGAUCCUGCUAGAGACAUCAAAGGAAGAGGCUAUGGAGAAGGAGGAAGAGGUCCUUCAAGUAAUCCAAGAAAGAAGGGCGACGGAGGGACAUCGGAUACCAGAUGAGGUAGCUGACACAAUGAAGAUAGUGAUAGACGGGUUCCUAACGGAAGAGGAAACCCGCCCGAUCAAAAGGACCUGCCAGGAGUUUCACUUGACAUUUGCCUUUAGUGAUCACCAGAAGGGACGACUGGAUGCGAAGCUGAUCCCUCUGCUCAGAAUCCACAAAGUAGAACAUGAGUGCUGGAAUGACAAGGGGCCGUCCUAUGAAUUUGGGAUAGCAGGGGAUGUGACAGACCUCCUCCAAGCAAAAAUGGACUCCUUCGUUGCGAAGCCUACGACGUUGCCAUACGCAAACCGGUGGUUCGUCUUUCGAAAGUCUAACAAGACACUAAGGUGGAUUCAGGAUCUGCAGAAGUUGAAUGCGGUAACCAUCCGGGAUGCUGACUCGCUACCUCAGGCUAACUUAUUAGUAGAAUCGCAAGCCGGUCGGAGCAUUUACUCCCUGAUAGAUCUGUACUCAGGGUACAACCAGCUCCCGUUGGAUGUCCAGAACAGGUCGUACACCGCUAUGCACACCCCCGUAGGCCAGCUACAGAUGCAAAUGACCCCUAUGGGAUUCACAAACGUGGUGGCCGAAGCGCAGCGCAGAAUGCUCGUCGUGGUCGGGGACAUGUUUCUGGAAAAGUGUGAGCCCUAUAUCGAUGACAAUCCAAUCAAAGAUGCGCAGGAGAAGGACAAGACAGAAGUCCAACCGGGAAUCCGAAAGUUUGUAUGGGACCAUCUACAAGACAUCGAGGACUUGCUCCGCCGGUUCCUAGUAUACAACAUUAUCGCUAGUGGACCAAAGAGUAUUCUAGAAGUACCAGAAGUAACCAUACUAGGAUUUCGCUGCGGUGCUUACGGUAGGAAGCCAGAUCCGGCGAAAACGGACAAGAUAUCGCAGUGGCCGACCCCCCUGCGCACUACAACGGAAGUGAGAGCAUUCCUAGGCGUGGUCGGUUUUUGGAGGAUCUUCAUUAAGAAUUUUGCCAAGAUUGCGGAACUUAUUUGGGCUAUGAUCAGAGAGGAAGGAACCAUGGAUUGGACGGAGGAGCGAGAAGGAGCAGUCCAGAAGCUUAAGGACAUAUUGAGAUCUGAGACAGCCGCCCUGUUCGCACCUUGUUUUAAUGACGAAGUAGGACGACCCUUCAUCCUAGAGACGGAUGAAGGACCUUUAGCGGUAGGAGGCGUGUUGAUUCAAAGGGAUGAGGGAGAAAAAAAGAGGCCAAUUAGGUUCGAAAGUAGAACCCUGAACUCCGCAGAGCGGCGGUACUCGCAGUUCAAGAAGGAGGUCCUAGCCAUCUUGCACUGCCUUAAGACCUUUCAGGCCUACCUAUUUGGGAGGCGGUUCAUCCUUAGGAUCGAUCCAACGAAUGUUGCAGGGGCCCGAAAGAAUUACAGACCUAUAGACCCGACGGUGGGGAGAUGGGUAGGAUUUAUGUGGCAGUUCGAUUACAAGAUCGAACGGAUUGCAGGAGUUAGGAACAAGGCCGAUGGGCUGAGCCGGGUCUGCAUCACUCCGGAAGGGGUGGAGGGUGCGGAGCCCAUAGACGCAUUCCUCGAAUACAAAGGAGGGACUCUCGCGGUGGAUAAUGAAAUGAUGAGCAAGGAGACCUAUGAGAAGAACGAGAAAAGGCAAAAAAAAAUGGAAUUCGGCAACGAGAACGACAGCGGGGUGAUCAACAGGCCUACCGCAGGGGAGGAAGCAGGACCAAGCCAAGGGAGGAGGGCGGGAAAGAGAAAGUUGUACAUAGGACUCAUGGGUGGGCCAGUGGUAGGUAGGGGUGGAAGGAAAUGCUUGUGUAGGAAAUCCUCACCCCUCCGUGAGGGAGAAGGCAUAAAAAUCUCGUAUGACAGUGAGGGAGGGAAGGAAAAGGCAGAAGUGGAAGAAAGAGGCAAUGCAGAUAUGGGAGAUAAGGUUCAGGUCUCUGACGAGGAAGGAGCCGACAGGGGCAAACGGCGUGAGACUUGGCAUGGGGAAAGCGAGGGGGGACAAAACAUGUGCAACGAACAUGAGGAGGGUGAGGAGAGAAGGGAAAGCCCGCUUGAAGGACGAAGCGGUUACGACAGUUGUGAGGGGUAUGGGAUGGGGACAAAGAUUCCUUUUACCUACGAUCCGAAGAACCUUGCAGGUGGGUAUAGCCCCAUACAGACAGAAGACGAGGAGGCCGAGGAGGAGGAUGUAGGAGAAGUCAUAGAAAUCAGCAGCGAGGAUGAGAGGGAUGAAAUCUCAAGGCCUAGGGAAGAAGGGCGGCCUCCGAUGGACCAGCCGGGCGAUGGGGCUUUCGGAUGGGAGGACGAGUUUGGACCAACACCCAGUCAUUGGUUUCAGCAAUGGACCAAUGUGAUCAGGCACGAAUGGAUUAUCAAGACCCGGGAACUGGCAAAGGCGGGAGUGGAAGCUACGCCGCUGAACUUCUUUAGUGAAACUGAACUACGGAAAAUUGCAAGAAAGAAGAAAGAAAUGGAGACCUACGGCUUGGGGGUCACGAAGCCUGCCGAGAAACAGGGUGGACAAGGAACUGGGCAAGACGAGGUACAAGGCAGCAAUAGAAACUAGGUGUUGACUUAGCUUUGAAAACGAUCGCUGUUUUUUUGUCUGCAGAGACAUGAUAAUGACGAGAACGUGUACAGUAUGG